AUGUUAGGUUUUAUAUUACUUUUACUAGUUUAAGCUCAAAUUAGAAAAUAUGAUUGGAUCAACAAUUACUUCGCAUUACAAUGCACAUGUUUAAGUGAAUGUUGCAUAUAUGGUUCAUUUAUUUUAAAAAACGACAAAGUUAUGAAUACAAAUUUCGUAUAGAUAGAUGCUAAAUUAUAAGGAUCAGGAUGUACUCAAUAUACUGUUGAAGAUGUCAUAUGUACUCUAGAAUCACCUACUGAUGUUCAAACUACAUUGAGUUGCCCACUGUAAGGUUGGGAAUGGUUAGUCUCGAGGGACAGCAAUACUGGAUCAAUAUAUUGGACGGAUAACAAUAAUUGCCAAGGAGUUUGGAAUGUAAUCGAUUUGUCUGCCAAUUCAGUGGUUUAUAUUUUCAGCCCUAUUAUUUUGGUUGGAACAAUCAUCUAUCAUUUGUUAUGA
This is a messenger RNA of Paramecium tetraurelia, 441 nucleotides long. RefSeq lists its product as uncharacterized. Lineage: Eukaryota; Ciliophora; Oligohymenophorea; Peniculida; Parameciidae. The transcript is spliced from 2 exons. The record is from RefSeq and is a predicted model, not a curated record.